AUGGGAGCCAUCAGUGUGCAAAGGAAAAAAAACGUUUCACCGAAACCAAAACCGGUUUCAAGUGAUUUUGAAAAGGAUCAUGAUUCAGCAUCAGCUUCCAAAGAGAAGAUAGACAAGAAGAAGGAAAAGAGCAAAAGGAAGAAAAGCCACAAAGCAGGACCAUCAAAGGAUGAAGAUGGAACGCCGUAUAAUUACAUUGUAGUUUUGGAUGCAGGCUCAACUGGAACGCGUGUAUAUGUGUACACAUAUCUAGAUGCUGGAUAUAUGGUGAAGCACGAAUUACUAUCGGGUGGAAAAGCGAUAACAGGGAUUGAGAUAGCGGGAAAUUUACCUUACGUGCAUCAGGAUAGUGGAUAUUGGAGCAAGAAGACACGCCCGGGUCUUUCUUCAUUCAAAAAAGACAUAAAGAAGUACGGUGAUAGUACAGAGCAUCUCGCAUCCCGAAUAGGCAAGAAAAGCUUAAAGAAGUUGCUAAGUAGAGCACGGAAAGUUGUUCCGAAAGACCAGCAAUAUAGAACACCGAUAUUCCUCCAUGCUACGGCAGGUGUACGGUUGUUGGAUGCGUCGGAUCAGGAAGCUUUGAUGAGUGCAACGUGUUAUUACAUCAAGACCCACUCGAAUUUCUAUCUUCCGGACUGUGAGAGUCACGUGCGCGUGAUAGAUGGGGAGGAGGAAGGGUUGUAUGGAUGGAUUACAUUAAACUACUUGUUGGGAAAGAUGCGGGCUGAUGAGGAGAGGCAGGUUGGAUUUUUGGAGAUGGGCGGUGCAUCUACACAAAUGUGUUUUGAGCCACAAGAAAACGAGAUUGCCGAGCAUGAGAAGAGCCUAAUGGGGUUAAGGCUUGGCACUGUCGGAGUUACGGAGCCUGAAAUGAAGUUCAAGGUGUACUCGCAUUCAUUUUUGGGCUAUGGGUUAAGGCAGAUGCAUCUGGAUUACUUGAAGAUGCUCAUAGGGCAGAAUUCGGUAUCUGGAGAAGAGGGGAGUGAUGAGAAGAGCACAAUUCAAAUUGAAGAUCCAUGUGCACCGGGCGGAUAUCGGACGAAAGUCGAACUUGAAAGUAAAAAGUGUAAAGUUGUAGGAUCCGGCAAUGAAGAAAAGUGCAGAGAGCUGGUGUAUAAGGCAUUUGCAAUAAAGGAAACUACAGGGGAGGAGUGCUCGGCCGAGGAGCAGAAGGAGGUGUCAAAAUGUCUUUUGAGCGAAAAUAUGCCGGACUUCAGUUUUGAUUAUGAAAACUUCUUCGGUGUAUCCGGGUACUGGGAUACGAUAUCCGAGCUUUUAGACCUUGAAAAUGAGGGAAAGGAUCCAUCGAAGACGGAAUUUCAAAAGUACGGCAAGAUCUACUCGUAUCCAGAAAUAGAGAAAGAGGUGUCGAAGGUGUGCUCUUUGAACUGGGAGCAGCUUAAAGAUUACCGGGAUGAGGAUGAAGAUGAGUUGGCAGACUUGUGCUUCAGGUCCACAUACAUUGUGAAUCUUCUUCACAACGGCUUGGGACUACGAAGAGACAAUUCAUCCGAUUCUUUCCAGGUCAACGAUCAGAUUAAUGGUGUUGAUUUCACGUGGACACUUGGCCGGGCAGUUCUAUAUGCUAGUGAUGAGUCUGUGGCACAAAUUCAGGCUUUAAAGAGAGAUAAUAAGCCUGAAUCCGGCUAUAAUCGAGUUGGAUACUACACAAGCACCAACCAGAGCGUUUUUAUUCGCGGAUCGGAGCCUGUAGGUGUUGCUUUAAGGCCUGAAUACGGGUUUCAGGGUGGUUCUUUGCUUUUGGAGAUAGUAUGCGUACUUCUUAUUUUUGCGUUGAUGUUUUUGUUCUUGUGGAAGAGAAUAGCUGUUUUCAAGAUGAUCCGGACGAUCGUCUCGUGGGUGAGACGACACAGAUCGAAGAAGUAUGUGAAGUUGGAUGAAAAUGACACGCCGUUUGAUGUUGAACUUCAAGAUCUUGAGGAUGACGAAGAGGGGUUGGCCAAAUGA
Molecule: messenger RNA, 1968 nt
Organism: Brettanomyces bruxellensis
Lineage: Eukaryota; Fungi; Ascomycota; Pichiomycetes; Pichiales; Pichiaceae
Exons: 1
Coding region: 1-1968 (655 amino acids)
Biological process (GO): nucleoside diphosphate catabolic process
Cellular component (GO): membrane
Molecular function (GO): nucleoside diphosphate phosphatase activity
Source: RefSeq, a predicted model, not a curated record